Emys orbicularis (European pond turtle) is the source of this 1458-nucleotide messenger RNA. RefSeq names its product solute carrier family 36 member 4 (gene SLC36A4). The record is from RefSeq and is a predicted model, not a curated record. Gene Ontology annotation, molecular function: L-alanine transmembrane transporter activity; L-proline transmembrane transporter activity. The transcript is spliced from 10 exons. NCBI's taxonomy places the organism in Eukaryota, Metazoa, Chordata, Testudines, Emydidae. Gene Ontology annotation, biological process: L-alanine transport; amino acid transmembrane transport. Bases 1 to 1458 code for a protein of 485 amino acids.
AUGGAAGUAAUGAAGCCUUUAAUUGGAGAACAGAAUUCGGACAGCAUCUCUGAUGAUGAGCACGAAAAUGAAUUGUUACCAGUUGAGAAGCAUUACCAACUUGAUAAUCAAGAGGGCAUUACGUUUGUACAAACACUUACUCAUCUCCUCAAAGGAAACAUUGGAACUGGGCUUCUAGGGCUUCCACUUGCGAUAAAAAAUGCAGGCAUUGUGCUUGGACCAAUCAGCCUUGUGCUUAUAGGAGUUGUAUCUGUUCAUUGUAUGCACAUCUUGGUACGAUGCAGCCACCAUCUGUGUCAGAGGUUGAAAAAGACCUCAUUAGGGUAUAGUGACACAGUUAGUUAUGCCAUGGAAGUAGGGCCCCUAAACAGCCUUCAGAAAAGAGCUUCCUGGGGAAGGUGUGUCGUUGACUUUUUUCUUGUGAUUACACAACUGGGAUUUUGCAGCGUUUAUGUUGUGUUCUUAGCAGAAAAUGUGAAACAAGUCCAUGAAGGAUUUUUGGAGAACAGGAUUGUACACAUGAAUGACACUAGUACCAGUGGUCCCUCUGAGAAAAGGAGUGUUGAUUUGCGAAUAUACAUGCUGUGUUUUGUGCCAUUUAUUAUCCUUCUGGUCUUCAUUCGUGACCUUAAGAGCCUGUCUAUGCUUUCGUUCCUUGCCAAUAUUUCCAUGGCUGUCAGCCUGGUAAUUAUUUACCAGUACAUCGUUCGAGAUAUAUCUGAUCCUCGAAAACUUCCCCCUGUGGCUGGUUGGAAGAAAUAUCCACUUUUUUUUGGUACUGCCAUAUUUGCUUUUGAAGGCAUCGGUGUGGUGCUCCCCCUGGAAAAUAGAAUGAAAGAAACCCAACGUUUCACACAGGCACUGAACAUUGGCAUGGGAAUUGUUAUGACCUUGUAUAUCACUCUAGCCACUCUAGGAUACCUGCGUUUUGGGGAUGAAAUCAAAGGCAGCAUCACUUUAAAUCUGCCACAAGAAGUAUGGUUGUAUCAAUCCGUGAAAAUUCUGUAUUCCUUUGGGAUUUUUGUGACCUAUUCAAUUCAGUACUACGUUCCAGCAGAGAUCAUCAUUCCAGCAAUUACCUCAAAAGUGCAGCAAAAAUGGAAGCUGUUCUGUGAAUUUAUGGUCAGGACACUCUUGGUCUGCUCAACCUGUGCUGUAGCAGUCUUGAUCCCUCACCUAGACCUGGUGAUUUCCUUUGUUGGUGCCGUAAGCAGCAGCACUUUGGCAUUGAUCCUGCCACCUUUGGUUGAAAUCCUCACAUUUUACAAGGAAAACUUAAGUGUGUGGAUGAUACUUAAAGACAUCUUUAUAGCUGUCAUUGGAGUCGUUGGCUUUUUAACAGGGACAUAUGUGACAGUUGAAGAGAUCAUUUAUCCUGCUGCGACAGUCUUCGUUAACACUACAGAGAGCCCCUUUGAAGAUUUGAACACUACGCACUUGGUGACUGGUUUCAAUUAA